AUGUUUCUAGAAAUGCUUAGUUUACGAAAUGAGAUUGUCAAAUUCUACAUUCCUUACCGUCAGGAGACUUGCUCCGAAAGAUUGGAAUUUCCCAUGUGGUUCAAGGCAUUUGUGGGAGAAGCUCUUCCAAAAGAGAUAUUUCUUAUGAAUCAAAGGAUGAACAUUUGGACUGUAGAGAUAACAGAAAUUAGGGAUGGUCUGUAUUUCAAGAAUGGUUGGACAAAAUUCGUGAGAGAAAACUCUAUCAAAAAUGGAGAUUUAAUGGUUUUUAAGUACGAAGGUUAUGGCAUGUUCGAGAUUGUGGAAAUUCCCAUCGGAUUCAAAGAGUUUGUGGGAGGAGUUGUUCCAAGGGAUGUAAUGCUAUGUAGGAAUAAUUUUUCUAUGAAAAUUUGGAACAUGGAGAUAAUAGAAACUGAAGAUGGUCUGUAUUUCCAGAAUGAUUGGGAAAAAUUCGUGAAGGAUAACUCUAUUGGAAAGGGAGAUCUCUUGCAUUUUAAAUAUAAGGGUAAUGGUUUGUUUAACGUUGUUAUGUUUGAUGGGCUUGAUCAAUGUGAAAAGAUUGAAAUUCCCAUCGGAUUCAAAGAGUUUGUGGGAGGAGUUGUUCCAAGGGAUGUAUUGCUACGUAGGAAUACUUUUUUCAUACAACUUUGGAACGUGGAGAUAAUAGAAACUAAAGAUGGUUUGUAUUUUCAGAAUAAUUGGGCAAAAUUCGUGAAGGAUAACUGUAUCCAAAAGGGAGACAUCUUGUUUUUUAAAUAUAGGGGUAUUGGUUUGUUUGACAUUGAUGUGUUUGAUGGGCUUGAUGAAUGUGAAAAGAUGGUAGUGGCAGGUGCACAAAUCGAAGAAAGAAGGCAUUCUAUUUAG
This is a messenger RNA of Ipomoea triloba (trilobed morning glory), 864 nucleotides long. RefSeq lists its product as uncharacterized. Lineage: Eukaryota; Viridiplantae; Streptophyta; Magnoliopsida; Solanales; Convolvulaceae. Bases 1 to 864 code for a protein of 287 amino acids. Gene Ontology annotation, molecular function: DNA binding. The transcript has 4 exons. The record is from RefSeq and is a predicted model, not a curated record.